GCUAAUCUAGUGAUAAUGGCGGAUGCUAUAAUUUCAGUUGUGGUGGAGAGAGCUGCAGCCCUCAUCGAGGAACAGAUUCGCUAUGAAGUCAAUUCGGUGAGAGGCGUCAAGAAGGAGCUUCUCGAGCUCUCAGACAAGCUCGAGACGAUCAUAAAUGUGUUGGAUGAUGCAGAGAACAGAGGAGUGAAGGAUCUGAGUGUCAAACGCUGGUUGAAGAGGCUCGAAAACACAGCUUAUGAGAUGGACGACAUUUUGGAUGAAUGGAACUACUCACUUCUCAAACAUAACAUGAAGCUUCUAAGGUGGAAGGCUCUACUGAGCAAAAGGUACAUGCGCUGCUCCUUCAUCCCAUCUUCGUGUUUAUGUUUCGAAGAAGUUUAUGUUCGUCGUGAAACUGCCGAUAAGAUAGAACAUGUGAAAGCCACACUUGAUCAGAUUUUAAAGGAUAAAGAUGAUUUUAAUUUUGUCGUCUCUCUGCCUACAACUAGUCAUGUGCCCACAUCCAGGCGAGAACAAUCCACACAUUUGAUUGACUUGAAGAAUGUUCAUGGGUUGGACAUACUUAGGAAAAAAAAUGACAUAGUCAACAAAAUGAUGCUUAAUGAUGGUGAAACACAAAUUUUGUCUAUAGUUGGGACCGGAGGACUUGGGAAAACUACUCUGGCCAAACUUGUUUAUAAUGAUUCUCAAGUGGAGGAUUGUUUUAAAUUGAAAAUAUGGAUUUGUGUUUCUGAUCCCUUUGAUGUGGUUUGCGUUGCCAAAGGAAUUGUUGACAGUGUGGGAACAGAAACGAUUCCUCCAAAUACUGACCAAUUGGCACUGGUGUUACAAAAACUAGAAGCAUCUGUUUCAGGAAAAAAGUUUCUUCUUGUCCUUGAUGAUGUUUGGACAGAAGACGAAAGUAAAUGGAAGGACCUGAAAAUCAGUCUCCAAUGUGGUGCAGCAGGUAGUAAAAUUCUCGUGACAACGAGAAAUGAAAGGGUGGCUAAGAUGAUGGGUACCCCCGAUAAUGACAUAUGUCGCCCAAAUCAUCUUAGUGAAGAAGAGUGUUGGUCAUUAUUGCGUGACACGUCCCUUCCAGGAAAGAGUGAGGAAGAAUGUGUGAAAUUUGAGGGUGUUGGCAAGAAAAUAGCUAGCAAGUGCAAGGGAUUGCCUCUUGCUGCAAUUGUCUUGGGAAGGCUUUUACGGUUCAAAGAUUUGGAAGGGUGGAAACAUGUGGAGAAUAGUGAAAUAUGGCAAAUGGAGAAGGUUGAAGUAGAGCUUUUUCCUCAUUUGGUUUUAAGCUACAAUGAAUUGUCCCCGACUCUUAAGCGUUGUUUUUCAUAUUGUGCUUUCUAUCCUAAAGAUCACCAAAUUCAUGCGGGGACUUUGAUAGAACAGUGGAUGGCUUUAGGCUAUCUGCGCUCUGCUAGUGGAAAUGAUGAAGUGGAACUCAAAGGGAGAGAGUGCUUGAACAAUUUAGCAAUGCGUUCUUUGUUUCAAGACGUUGAGGUAAGUGAGUCGGGGGAGCAGAUAGAAUGGUGCAAAAUGCAUGAUAUAGUACAUGAUUUUGCUCUAUUUCUUAGAAAGAAUGAUGGUAAAGGAAGAAGUUGUCAGAUUUGUGAUUCUUCAAUGGUUUCUCAUGUCCAAGAAUAUCGUAGUCUAUCUUGGAGCUACUACAGAGAGAGAGGGGAGUUUCGUCAAGUUUGUGACUGUUUGAAAAGUCUUAGGGUGUUAAAAGUUGAAGGCGACUACAGAUCUCCACCUCCACCACAGGGAAUGGAAACGCUGAUUCACUUGAGGUGGUUGGAAUUUAGACGGGUCAAACUGCCAAAGGAUGGCCUCAAAAUCAUAUGUAGGCUUUAUUUCUUGCAAACUCUUGUCUUAUCAGGUUGCUUUAUAACUGAGAUUCCGCGAGAAAUUGAGAAUUUGAUGCAUUUAAGGCAACUUGACUUAAGUUGGAAUCAAGAACUAAAGGACUUACCAGACAGCAUGUGUAAAUUGGUUGAAUUGCGAACUCUUUCCAUAGCAAAGUGUUCUCUAAAAGAGAUUCCAUCAGAAAUUGAGAAUUUGGUGCAGCUAAGACGACUUGACUUAAGUGGUAAUGCAUCAUUAAAGGAGUUACCAGAGAGCAUAUAUAGUUUGGUUGAAUUGCGAUCUCUUUCCUUAGGACACUGCUCUCUAAAAGAGAUUCGUGGAGGAAUUGGGAAAUUGGUUCAGCUAAGACAACUUGACAUAAGUUUGAAUUGGGAAAUACAUGAGUUACCAGAGAGCAUUUGUAGUUUGGUUGAACUGCAAGUCUUGAAGAUUCGAGGCACUAGUAUCAUCUAUUUGCCCGAAGCAAUAGGUGAGUUAAGUAAUCUUCGUACACUGGAACUGUGUAGACUCAUAGUAGGGAGUCAUUACAAUAAGCUGGGAUUUCUGACAAAAUUAGACGGUCUUCUUACCGGAUCUCUAGUAUUGGAAAUUUACUGUAGUAGUAUGAGUGAAAUGGUGGAAUUGGUUGAGGAUGCUGGAAAAGCACAACUAAAGAUGCUCCUUCAAAAACUCAAAGAACUCAAGAUAUGUUUCAUGUGUAGGAUGAAUGAAACGGAGCAGUCAUCAUCAUCAAUGUGGAUGGAGGUAAUAGAAGCUCUCGUGCCCCAUUACAAGUUGAAGGAACUGAUAAUCUAUGGGUAUGGGGGAUCGAGGCUUCCGCAUUGGAUGUCAUCACCUCUCAACUUUAUAAAAGAGAUCCAUUUGUGUCAUUUGAGUGAGGUGUUGUCACUGCCGGCUAUGGGGAAACUACCUUUGUUGGAGAAAAUCAAUAUUUGGAAAGUGGAGCAAUUGAAGUUGGUUGGACAUGAGUUUUUAGGAAUAGAAUCUUCAUCUGAUGAUGAUGUUGUUGCAUUUCCUAAACUCAAGGAUCUGACUUUUACUGAGUGCCAGAAAUGGGAGGAGUGGGAGGACAUAACGGAGGAAGAAGAAGAAUCCACGGCCAUCUCCAUCAUGCCUUAUCUCACAGAGUUGACUAUCCAUGGGUGUGAGAGUCUGAAGAAGCUGCCACAUCGCCUACUGCAUAAAGCUUCCUCGUCUUUGCGAUGUUUGAAUAUUUAUCAUUCACCUGAGCUAAUAAAAACAUACGGAGAUGAAAACAAAGGUUCACCUAAUUGGAGAUCUAUAUCCCAAUAUAAUCCCCAGCUUCAACUUUGCCAUGAACACAGGUUCUACUAAUGCAAAAUUUAAAUCUUUUUCUUCAUUACUAGUUUAUUUUACAGAUUGUAUUUGGAUGUAUUUUUCUUCUUUAAUCAUAAAUCUUUAGACUGGAGUGUUUAAUAAGGUCCGGCCUUGAGUGAUCUUUUGUGUUCUCCAAGGUUUAGGUUUUGCUGUUUUUCUUUUCUUUUAGUAUGAUAUACUUAUUUGGCUUCUUUCUUGUGUGAUAAAAAUAUGUACUUAUGUUUCAUCAGAUCAUUCUUUGGGCAUACUUGUUAAAUUUAUGUAUAUUUGAAAAUGAACAUGA
This is a messenger RNA of Salvia hispanica, 3478 nucleotides long. RefSeq names its product disease resistance protein RGA2-like. Gene Ontology annotation, molecular function: protein binding; ADP binding. The record is from RefSeq and is a predicted model, not a curated record. NCBI's taxonomy places the organism in Eukaryota, Viridiplantae, Streptophyta, Magnoliopsida, Lamiales, Lamiaceae.